Messenger RNA from Fusarium fujikuroi IMI 58289, 1947 nucleotides. Its product is annotated as related to anaphase promoting complex subunit 10. Gene Ontology annotation, biological process: anaphase-promoting complex-dependent catabolic process; protein K11-linked ubiquitination. Bases 1 to 1947 code for a protein of 648 amino acids. The transcript has 4 exons. Gene Ontology annotation, cellular component: anaphase-promoting complex. NCBI's taxonomy places the organism in Eukaryota, Fungi, Ascomycota, Sordariomycetes, Hypocreales, Nectriaceae. The record is from RefSeq and is a predicted model, not a curated record.
AUGGACAUCACUCGUGGUUCAAGAAGAGCACGGCAUGUAGCUGCCACUCAUGCGAACCCAAACAACAACACAAACGCCCGGGCACAGGCACAGGCAAAUAGGGCCUCGAGCCCGAGACCUGUACCAUCCGAUAUAACCUCAUCCCCAGUGCCCCAAGCUCCAGCUGCUACUCCAAGCGGCCCUUCUACUAGAUUGCACCCGAGCCAAGGCGCUUCUCCUCUUGCUGCUGCUCCAAUGGUUACGCCUGACGGUCCUCCAGUUCAUCGAACACCAGAUCAACCUCCUGACCAGAGACGACGUCGAGCGCCUCCUCCUAAUCCGUUUCGUCUGUAUAGAAUGUUUGCAGCUGUAGUUGGCUGCCAUUGGUCAUCUGCCACUUAUCGACGGCUGCCACCAACUGAUGCCUUCAUCUCUCUUCUGCUCUUAUACCUUCUGUUCUUCUUCUUCUUCAACACCAGAUCUACACUUCAUACUCCUUCACGCAUCAUCAUCUCUCCCCAUAUCCCAAUAGCCAAUUCUUCCAACAAAUAUCUUGUUAACCCUCUUUCUCUAUCACCAUCUUUCCUUUCUUCUGGUACCUUCAUCUGCUGUUCUCAGCUUGAUCACUCCUUCAUCACUGAACUUGUUCCCCCUUUAUCCGAACAAACCAUCCCAUCCCUGAACAUGCCUUCGCGCCGCGACAUCUACAUCCCUCCCCCUCCAGCCUCAACUCAUCGAAUCAACCGCGAUCACCGCAUCAAGCGAGUUCCACUCCAAGAUCUUGCCUUCAAGAAGUCCAGUGGCGCUCUUCUGCAGCAGCGCAAGCGAGUCUUCCGAACCGUUCCUUCUCCAGACAAGGAGAACGUGGAAGCCUGCUACCGAGCCAUUGAUCAUCUCAGUGUCACCUUUGAGGAGUGGUAUCAAGAGCGCAUGCGACUUCUCCGCGAAUCACGAGAACUGCGAACAAGUAUUAACAACAUUCUCCUAGCUGCCCAGCAGCCUACAGACCGAUCUCGUCUCAGCAUGCCUCCCCGCGAUUCCGACGCCUCUAGCUCCGACGCCGAGCCUGAUGAGAGUAUUCUCUUCAACCGCGCUCGCCCAAUGGCUGCUCCCGCUGGCCCUUCUUCUGAUGCCACAAUGGCUAACAACGACGACCAAGCUGCUGAGGACGAUGUUGAUCAGCGCACUCUUUCUCACUCCCCUGAAGAGUAUGAGGAUGAGAACUCAAUCGACGAAGAAGAAGAAGAAGAAGUCGAUGAAGACGAGGAUGACGAAGAAGCCGCUGAGCACGACCAGGCUCAUGAAGCUGCUACCCUUUUCGACCCCGCUACUGCUGGACUAAAGGAGAUUUCCAACCUUGCCCGUUUCACUGUUAGCAGCCACAAGCCUGGCAAUGGUGUUGAGGAGCUCAAGAGCGAUGACCUCAAGCUCUUCUGGCAAUCUGAUGGCCCUCAGCCUCACAAGCUCACCAUGUACUUCACCAAGCGUGUUGGUAUUCGCGACAUUCGCUUCUACGUUGACUACAACGAGGACGAGUCCUACACCCCUACCAAGGUCGUCUUCAAGGCCGGCACCAGUGAGAACAAUCUCAUCGAGUUUGCUACCAUGGCUCUCGAGAAUCCCUCCGGCUGGCAGCAGGUUCCCAUCGCUGGCGCCGGCGGUGGCCCUGACGGCAACACCCUCGUCGCUUGGGUCGUUCAGAUGCAGAUCCUCGAGAACCACCAAAACGGCAAGGAUACCCAUCUUCGCGGUAUCAAGAUUUAUUCUUUCGACAAUGACUCCGCUCUUGGCCCCGGUCGCGAUGGUAACCCUGUCGAAGAUGUCCUCGACCUCAUGGACACGGCCACUAGCCAUAUCAACCCCAGCUCUACUCGUUCGCGCCUCAGCAACUUUGGAGCUUCCAAUUUUGAGUCUGCGGAGGGAGGUCUCGCCAUCCCUGAGUUCAUGCGAGAGCCUGAGAUCCGCUAA